CAAACAGUAAUACGAAUAAGUAAUACAAAAGUACGCAAUUUAUUGAACUUUCGUUCAAUUAAUAAUUUUUUUCUUUUGUUUAUAAUAAUUCUGAGUAACGUAGUUAUUUGUUUAUAUAACUAAAAUUAAAAUUAUAAUCCACAACUCAAAUUAAUUAAUAUGGAUGAAAAGCCAAAAAAUUUAUGGAAUACUAAUUAUAAAUAUCAGAUGCAUGUUACAAUUUCUACUAUUGAUUCAACUAUUAAAUCAGAAAAUGUAGAUGAAAGAGUAGUUUAUAUAGAAGAUUUAGAAAAAAGAAAACAAGCAUAUGGAAUAUGUGGAGAAUGUAAAGAACCUGGUACAGGAGAAUAUUGGUGUCAACCUUGUAAUGCUAAAAGAUUUAAGGAUAACUUUAAAAAUUGGACUAGUGGAAAUAAAGAUAUUGAUGAAUUUAUACAACAAUCACAACUUAAUGCUGUACAUUGUUAUAAAUGUCUUGAAUGGAUACCUUUUGAAAAAUUUCAAAAUAUCACUUAUAUUGCAGAAGGUGGUUUUGGAAAGAUUUAUUCAGCAGAAUGGCCUGAAGGAUUUAUUUCUCAUUGGGAUAUUGAAAAUCAAAAAUGGUAUAGAUACAAAGAUUCGGAUAAAUAUGCAUUAAAAAGUUUGAAUAAUUCUUCUGAUAUAUGUUCAGAUUUUUUAAAUGAGAUUAACUCUCAUCUUCAAAUUUAUCUUAAUGAUAUUGUUGAAUGUUAUGGAAUUACUCAAGAUCCAAAUAAUAAAGAGUAUAUGAUGGUUUUAAUUUAUUGUAAAAAUGGAAAUUUGAGAAAUUAUUUAAAUAAAUCAAAUAAUUAUAUUAAUUAUAAAUCAAAAAUUGAUCAAUUACAACGAAUUGCAAGAGGACUUUUAGAUAUUCAUAAUGCUGAAAAAGUUCACAAAGAUUUUCAUUCAGGUAAUAUUUUAUUUAAUAUUUAUCCAUAUAUAAGUGAUUUAGGAAUGUGUCAACCAGCAAAUAAGCAAAAAGUUAAAGAAGAAGGAAUUUAUGGAGUAUUACCAUAUAUGGCACCAGAAGUUUUACAAAUUCCUUUUAAUGAUAUUCCUCAUGAUGAUUUUUUAGCUAUUAAAAUUUGUAAAGGACUUAGACCAACAAUUUCUAAAGACAUACCAAAGUUACUUGCAGAUUUAAUAAUAAAAUGUUGGGAUGCUGAAAUAAAAAAUAGACCAACCACUAAAGAAUUGUAUCAACUAUUAAAGAAAUGGUAUGAUGAGAUUGAAGAGAUUGAAGGUAGUGAAGAUAAUAGUGAAAAUGCUGACAAUAGUCAAAUUAGUGAAAUAUAUUUUCAAAUAAAAGAAUGUGAUAAAAUUAGAAAAGAAAAAUUCAAAAAUAGAUCAAAUGAAGAUAAAUCCAAAAACUUCAAAACACAUCCACAAGCAAUUUAUACUAGUAGACUUUUAAAUUUCAAAAAUCUUCCAAACCCAGUAAAUUCUUCAGAUGUACCAUCAUUUCAA
Rhizophagus irregularis DAOM 181602=DAOM 197198 is the source of this 1485-nucleotide messenger RNA. The record is from RefSeq and is a predicted model, not a curated record. NCBI's taxonomy places the organism in Eukaryota, Fungi, Glomeromycota, Glomeromycetes, Glomerales, Glomeraceae.